AACCUUAUUUUUCCUUCAUAUAGGUUUCUGCUUCUGCUCUAGCUUCAUGUCGGUAUACCUAUAUGGUUUAUCCAAUGGAAAUGAUUCUAUGAACUCCCUUCACAUAUCCAUUGGUGGUCUUCCAGUUAUAGCGUCCAUGACAAAUACAAGAGAUUCACGUUUUCACCUGAAAUGGAAGACUAUACUCGCAGCAAUCAUAGUUCUUUUCAUAUUCUACAUGCUGUAUUUUCACAAAGGUUCCCCAAAUAGCCCUUAUCCACGAAAUACCCACAACUGGCCAAUUGAUAAUUUUCCAAAGGACAGAUACAAUGACACGUACCCACUUUCACCCCCACAGAAGACCCUGGAAGGCAUCCGAUACCGUAUUGGGCUGAUUGCUGACCUGGACACUAACUCAAAGAAUGAAUUGAACAGUGACACUUGGUUUAGUUACUUAAAGAAAGGAUACUUGAUAUUAUCAAACAGUGGUGACAAAGUAACUCUCGAAUGGGACAAAAAUGAAUCCAUUCUCAAAACACAUUUGUCAGAAAAAGGACGUGGCAUGGAAUUGUCGGAACUCAUAGCAUUUAAUGGAAAGCUUUACACUGUGGAUGAUAGGACAGGUGUCGUAUAUGAUAUUGAUGGUGAUAAGGCAGUCCCUUGGGUAAUUCUAUCAGAUGGAGAUGGAACUGUUGAGAAAGGUUUCAAAGCUGAAUGGUUGGCAGUAAAAGACGAGCACCUUUAUGUGGGUGGACUCGGUAAGGAAUGGACUACCACCACAGGAGAGGUAGUCAAUGAAAAUCCAGAGUGGGUGAAAGUUAUUGGUUACAAAGGUGAUGUAAAUCAUGAAAAUUGGGUGUCUCACUACAAUGCACUCCGCACAGCUGCUGGAAUUAAAGCCCCAGGAUACCUCAUUCAUGAAUCUGCGGCCUGGAGUGAUCGACUGCAGCGCUGGUUCUUCCUGCCACGGCGAGCAAGCAGUGAGCGGUACAAUGAAAAAGACGAUGAGCACAAAGGAACAAAUCUCAUUAUUAAAUGUACUCAAGAUUUUAAGGAGAUCUUGGUGAGCAAGAUUGGAGUGGUUAAUCCGACUCAUGGAUUCUCUUCCUUUAAGUUUAUUCCAGAUACAGACGAUCAAGUCAUUGUGUCGCUGAAAUCGGAGGAAGAUAAUGGGAAAAUAGCAACUUAUAUAAUGGCUUUUACUUUAGACGGACGCUUUCUUUUAGAGGAAACAAAAGUCGGGGAUAUAAAAUACGAAGGGAUAGAAUUUAUAUAAGUCAUGUCACGGUCAAUGCACAGACCUGAAUUAAAGUACUACUGUUUUCAAGAAUUUUUAGAAGGGCAGAUUCCCAAAUUGGUAUAUCACUUAGAAUGGUUCUUGGUUGCCAUUAAUCUGAAGUAGUGUUUUUUUUUUUGUAAUACCCAUUUCUAUGUUUACAUGUCAAAAACCGAAUACAAGGUAUUGCAAGAAUCGCACUUUCCUCUGCUUUUUUCUUCAAACAACUAAUUUUGCUGGAAUUGCUGAACAUUUACUGGGGAUGUUGAUUCAUGCUUAUGUGGUGUAAAGUCUGCAAUCAAUCAAGAAAAUGUGCAUGUCCUUUUUUUUAAAAAUUAAAUCAAUACUGGUUCAGUUUG
Molecule: messenger RNA, 1614 nt
Organism: Chiloscyllium plagiosum (whitespotted bambooshark)
Lineage: Eukaryota; Metazoa; Chordata; Chondrichthyes; Orectolobiformes; Hemiscylliidae
Source: RefSeq, a predicted model, not a curated record